CAUCAUUGUAGUAAACAAACAAUGUAUGGAACUACUAAUGAAGGAAUCAUAAGAGAUGCCUUCUAUGGGUAUGUUCGGUUUUUCGAUACCGAAAGGAAAGAACUUGAAGAAAUUGAUAAAGAUGAGAAUUGGGAUCUAUUUCUAAACAUGAUGAAUGGAUGCUUCAGAAGUGUAGAGUUCUUGAAACGAUGCUAUAACCUUCCUAUCAUGGAGAUAGCAGACCAUGAAUUGUUCGACUUGGUGGUGGCCAAUGAUUUGAGCACAACCCUUUGGUGUAACCAUGGUUGGCAUGAUUUCAAAUAUGCCAAUUAUGAAACAUGUACUAAAAUGGUGGCAAAUGGGAUAAACUAUGGACCAGUGGCAUUCAUUUGUGUUUUGUAUGAUUGGAAGGACUUGUAUCGGCAGUGUAUAUUGACCUGUAGAAGUAAGAAGGCGUAUAGUUUAGCAUUGUACUUGAAGAGAGAGUUCUACGUGGCCGAACAGGAAAAAUUGGAGUGGCGUGAAGAAGAUAAAGAAAGAAACAUAGAUGAUUCGUAUUGUUUGAGGAAAUUGAAUACAAACAAUCGGGAAUUGGAAACCAAUCUCUGGCCCCAUGUCUAUGGGCCAUGGGAUUCAAUUUUGGACUGUUAUGAUGAAACAGAGGCCAUGGUUGAAGGAGACCAAUUGGACGACAAAUACUUCACAAAGUACAACAUUGUGAACAAUUUUGACAUCGCCUACAAGGCCUAUGAGAGGGGUGAUAGAUCAAAUUGUGUACUUUCUAAAUUGAUCUGUACUGCCCCAUGGAAGAUUAGAGACUUGUACAAAGAGUAUAGACCUUUCUUGGUAUUCUGUAGGACAAAGAUAGACAAUCUGUGGUGGAUGGAGAAAAUCAACCCAUUGGUCAAGUACAACGUGUUGUAUAUCAACAUGAUGUGUGCCGCCACAAUUGACGGACACUUUUACAGAGAGGAAGAGAUUGAGUUGCCGGAAUACAAUCUAUAUGUGUUGGCCAAGAGGUUGAGAAACAAGAGGGUUGAAAAGAGGAUCCUUGAACUAUACGAGGUUCACAAAAAGUUGUAUAAGAUCAUGGAUCUCGAGAAUGAAACGUACCUCAGUCCUUACGAGGAGAUAUUCGAGUUGCCCGAGCCUGACAACAUCGACUUGAUCACGGGAGAAGAACUUAACCCUUACUAUAUGUAUAAGUAAUGGAGUACUUAGUUCCAGAAUGCGCUAGCGGAGCGGCUCACUGCCAUACCGGGAAGGGGGAGGCGUUAUACCCUGCGGGGCUGUAAGCCGCUCCGCUGGCCCCUGCUCGGGGAGAGCCACUGCGUGGUGCCUAGCUCCUCUACGAGGAGUUCCCUCGCAACCAUUCCU
Messenger RNA from [Candida] anglica, 1356 nucleotides. Lineage: Eukaryota; Fungi; Ascomycota; Pichiomycetes; Serinales; Debaryomycetaceae. The record is from the annotation of a GenBank genome assembly.